Molecule: messenger RNA, 1473 nt
Organism: Acanthisitta chloris (rifleman)
Lineage: Eukaryota; Metazoa; Chordata; Aves; Passeriformes; Acanthisittidae
Gene: DNTT
Product: DNA nucleotidylexotransferase
Exons: 10
Biological process (GO): double-strand break repair via nonhomologous end joining
Cellular component (GO): nucleus
Molecular function (GO): DNA binding; DNA-directed DNA polymerase activity; DNA nucleotidylexotransferase activity
Source: RefSeq, a predicted model, not a curated record
CCUUGCAUCAUGGACAGGAUCAAAGCUCCAGCUGUUAUAUCCCAGAGGAAAAGACAGAAAGGGCUGCAUUCCCCAAACCUUUCCUGCAGUUAUGAAAUAAAAUUCAACAAGUGUGUCAUUUUUAUUAUGCAGAGGAAGAUGGGGAUGACCAGAAGGAUGUUCUUGAUGGAGUUGGCAAGAAGAAAAGGUUUCAGAGUAGAAACUGAGCUAAGUGAAUCUGUCACUCAUAUUGUGGCUGAGAACAACUCCUACCUGGAGGUGCUGGACUGGCUGAAAGGACAGGCUGUGGGUGACAGCUCCAGGUUUGAACUACUGGAUAUCUCCUGGUUUACAGCCUGCAUGGAAGCAGGAAGACCAGUUGAUUUAGAAAUGAAGUAUCGUCUCAUGGAACAACAUCAAUCUCUUCCUUUGAAUACACCUGAACUGGAAGUGCCAUCAUUUAUUGCAAGACAAGUAUCUCAGUAUUCGUGUCAAAGGAAGACAACUUUAAAUAACUACAACAAGAAAUUCACGGAUGCCUUUGAGAUAAUGGCUGAAAAUUAUGAGUUCAAAGAAAAUGAAAUAUUCUGCCUGGAAUUUCUGAGGGCAGCUUCUCUGCUGAAAUCUCUUCCAUUUCCAGUAACCAGAAUGAAAGAUAUACAAGGGUUGCCUUGCAUGGGGGACCAAGUCAGAGAUGUCCUUGAGGAGGUUAUUGAGGAGGGAGAGAGUUCUAGAGUUAAGGAAGUUCUCAAUGAUGAGCGAUACAAGGCAUUUAAGCAAUUUACUUCAGUCUUUGGAGUGGGAGUUAAGACAUCUGAGAAAUGGUACAGAAUGGGUUUGCGAACAGUGGAAGAGGUAAAAGCUGAAAAGACCCUGAAGCUGUCAAAAAUGCAGAAAGCAGGAUUUCUCUACUAUGAAGAUCUUGUUAGCUGUGUAUCUAAGGAAGAAGCGGAUGCAGUAAGCUUGAUUGUCAAGAAUGCUGUGUGUAAAUUUCUACCAGAUGCUUUAGUUACCAUAACUGGUGGUUUCAGGAGGGGUAAGAAGAUUGGACAUGACAUAGACUUUUUGAUCACCAAUCCAGGACCCAGAGAAGAUGAUGAACUUCUGCAUAAAGGCUUGCUCCUAUAUUGUGAUGUUGUUGAAUCAACAUUUGUAAAGGAACAGCUACCAAACAGAAAAGUUGAUGCCAUGGAUCAUUAUCAGAAGUGUUUUGCAAUUUUAAAAUUAUAUCUGCCAAGAACAGACAACAGCAGUUACAACACAUCAGAGAAAUUGGAUACGGCAGAAGUCAAAGACUGGAAGGCAAUCCGUGUGGAUCUGGUCAUAACCCCCUUUGAGCAAUAUGCAUAUGCUCUGUUAGGCUGGACAGGCUCCAGGCAGUUUGGCCGUGAUUUGAAGAGGUAUGCUUCUCAUGAAAGGAAGAUGAUAUUGGAUAACCAUGGAUUAUAUGAUAGGAGAAAGGUACUGUUUAUUCUCAGAAAUAAAGCUAUUGUG